Mizuhopecten yessoensis (Yesso scallop) is the source of this 2115-nucleotide messenger RNA. RefSeq lists its product as uncharacterized. The record is from RefSeq and is a predicted model, not a curated record. Bases 1 to 2115 code for a protein of 704 amino acids. Gene Ontology annotation, biological process: positive regulation of DNA-templated transcription. Lineage: Eukaryota; Metazoa; Mollusca; Bivalvia; Pectinida; Pectinidae. Gene Ontology annotation, molecular function: ubiquitin-protein transferase activity. The transcript has a single exon. Gene Ontology annotation, cellular component: chromatin; nucleoplasm.
AUGGAUAGCGAGGGAGAUAGUCUCGAGGUUCUGUGCGGACCUUGUCAGGAGGUACGUAUGAGUAUCAAAGCAACACUUCUCUGUGUCACUUGCAAGGAGCCAUUUUGUAACAAUUGUACCAAGCUCCACCGCGCUCAAUCUUGGGCGCAAAAACACUCGUACAUGUCCCUGACCGAUGAGACCAAGGAAAGCAUCAGGUCAGUGCUUUCCUCGCAGGUGAGUUCAGUACGACAGAAAGCCAAGGACAAGAAAAAACGCUGGAACAAGGACGAAGGAGACAAACCCUCUUAUAUGGAUGAUCUUCAACACAAGCACGAUCAUGCUCAGAUGGAGAUGGAGAACGAGCUGUUCUGUGAGCAACAUCAGACCGUUCUGUGUGACCUGUGUAAGGCCAAGGACCAUAAAAACUGUGUCAAUUUCACUCCAGUUGCUGAUGUUGCCAGUUCCAAGAAAAGCUCGCGAGACCUUUUCGAUCUCGUUGCCGCGCUUAAGAAAUACCAUAGGUUCGCCGAAAUAAUGUACCAAGAUCGCGUUACGGAAACGGAAAUUCUCGAGAAAAAACGAGAAGAGAUUUUACAACAAGUAAUGGCGGUAAGAGAAAGGUCUGACGAAGAGACAAAUGACGUUGAUAAAAUAAAUCUGGCGGAGUUUAAGAGUAUGCAUGUACGUAAUAUGAAAAAACUCUCACAAGAAAAAGAAAGGCUUACAAAUCUCAAGAAAAUGACAAAAGCAGAUGCCGAGGAAAUGAAAGAAAUGUUCAAAGACGACUCCGAAAAAUCCCCUUCUCAGUUCUUGAAGGCCUACGUCAGGAUAAGCAAUAAGCAGACGGUUUAUGAACGAUUUCUAAAAGAAAUAUACGAUGCCAUACAAAACCACGACUAUACGUUGACAUUGCCACAACAAGACGGAAGUAAUUCUAAAUCCGUGACACCAAUUGGAGAGGUCAAACAGGUAGACACAUACUUCCGGUUACCCCCUUUCCUGGUGCUCGAAAUAAAUGGGAAAUUCCGUGCGAAGGUCAAAGCUGUCUCUAAAGUCACGGGAAUUAUGGCUAUGCAGAAGGUAUUGAAGUCAGUGCCAUCAACGAGUGGCGACUCGGUGAUCUCAGAGAGGCCAGACUCUUUCCGAUCUGUAAGUCUUUCGAGCUCUGGAUCAAGUUCCUCCAAUUCGUCUCUGUCUUCGGGCACAAACGGAGGUUUUGGUAUAGCGGAACCUCUUAGGCUUCCCUCCCCUCCCCCCGUACGCGCUCAAAGUGUUAACACAUUUGUUCCCUACCCGUACGACUCUCAAAAGGCGUUUUUCAUCACGGCCAUUGGCUGUCUCCCAUCAGGUGACCUGGCUAUUAUCGACAGAUGUGCCUCGGAACUCAAGGUGCAUGACAGGAAGUUAAGAGCAUCAACUAGUUUCACAUUUCUAACAUUGCCUUGGGAUCUAACAAUUUUACCCGACUUGCAUUUUGCUGUCACUCUUCCGGGCGAGAAAAUGGUAAAAAUUGUUAAAAUGAUCACCGUUAUGAAGGAGCAGAAAAACAACAAAAAUACAAAGGAUAAUGGGAAAAAACAACAAAAAAUGGUACCGACCAACGAACUGGUUCAUGUGAAAAAUAUACCGUGCACGGGGGAGUGUUGGGGUGUGGUCUAUUGUGAUAAGAGCUUGUUCGUCACUUGCGACCCCUGGAUGGGUAACCCUUACAUUUUAAGGCUUUGCCUAGAUGAUAACUCGAGGAGGGGAGUAGUUGUUCCGGUGAAAGGCGUAGGGUUCACCGCCCCACAACACAUCACUUGUAACAGUAUGAGCACGGAGCUCUACGUCACAGAUUCAGCUUUGCAUUGCGUCAUUGCUCUCGGUACAGACGGCCAGUUAAAAUUCAUUUACAGAGCACGUGAUAUGGGGUGUCCGACCGGUAUAUCAGUAGACAGAUCCGGAAAUAUAUAUGUCUGCGCAAAGGAAACAUCAAAUGUACACAGGGUUGAACCGGGCGGAAAGGAGGGAGGUCCGAUUUUCGCCGGAAGUGACGGAGUUAUAAAACCACGUGGAAUAUGUUACAGUUCGAACAAUGGUAACUUGUACAUCGCCAAUAAUAACACGUCUAAGAUCAAGGCAUACGCAGUAUAA